Messenger RNA from Setaria italica (foxtail millet), 1764 nucleotides. RefSeq names its product septin and tuftelin-interacting protein 1 homolog 1. Bases 1 to 1764 code for a protein of 587 amino acids. The record is from RefSeq and is a predicted model, not a curated record. Gene Ontology annotation, molecular function: nucleic acid binding. Gene Ontology annotation, biological process: spliceosomal complex disassembly. Lineage: Eukaryota; Viridiplantae; Streptophyta; Magnoliopsida; Poales; Poaceae. The transcript has 2 exons. Gene Ontology annotation, cellular component: U2-type post-mRNA release spliceosomal complex.
AUGGACGCCGACGAGCGGCGCUACGCGACCCACGGCCGCGAUGCCGGCGAUAACUGCCGCUGGGCUAGGGCACGGUGGGGAACGGGCGGAUACUCCGCGUCUGCCCACCGCGCCGAUGUUCCCGGUCGCUACGGCGCCGACUACGGCCGUCCGCCGCAGAAACGACCACUCGGCUCCGGCGAUCUCCCCAAGCACGUCCAUUUCGUCUCCGCGACCGGCUCUGCGGCCGUUCCGUCCGGAGAUUCUCGUAAUCCCGCAUCGUCGUCGUCUUGGGAUCCGGCUCGGCAGGCCACGUCGCCGGCGCCGGCGCCCGGGAGCCUGGCGUCCAACACGGUGGUGGCGAAGAUGAUGAAGCGCAUGAACUACAAGGAAGGCACGGGCCUCGGCAGGCACGGCCAGGGGAUCGUCGCUCCCAUCGAAGUGAUCCCGCGGCCCAAGAACGCUGGCCUCGGCACCGCCGAGGGAUCCAUCACCGGCUGGGCGGACGACGAGCCGCCUCCCAGCGCGGAGAACUGGCCCAAGUGGGACGAAGCCGGAGGAGCAAAGAAGCGGAAGCGCGAUCUGGUGUUCGACGUGAAGAUCCUCGCCACACCGCCGGAGGAGAGGGCCGCCGAGGCCGUCGCGUGGGUGCACAAGGCACUCGCCCGGGCGUCUCGGUGGUCGAGCGGCGGCCAGGGGGAACCAUGCUACGGGGAGGAGGCGGCGGCGGCGGCGAUCAGCAAGGCCAUCGCGCGGGUGCAGGAGGCGAGCGCGUCAGGGGCGCUCACGACGGGCGAGCUGAUCCGCGAGUUCACGGCCUUGAAGGAGCAGUGCCCCCGGGAGUACACGACGUACCGCCUCGCGGACGCGGCGCGCGCGAUCGCGGCGCCGCUACUGCGGCGCGCGGUGUUCCGGCAGUGGGAGCCGCUCAGUGACCCGUCGCGCGGGCAGGAGGCGGUGCUCGAGCUCAAGGGCACGCUGCUAGACGACGGGUCGGCCGCGUCGCCGUACGCCGCGCUGGUCGACGACGUUGUUGUGGGGCCCGCGCUGGCGUCGGCGGCCGAGACGUGGGAUGCCAGGGACCCGGAGCCGAUGGUCCGGUUCCUGGAGACGUGGGGGGACGCGCUGCCGCUGCCUGCCAUCCAGCGCGUCCUCGAGCAGGUGGUCAUGCCGAAGCUGUCGGCCGCCGUGGAGUCCUGGGAGCCCCUGUGGGAGCCCGUGCCGUGCCACGUCUGGGUGCGCCCGUGGAUCCCGCUCCUCGGGCGCUGGCUCGAGCCGCUGUACGCGACGGUGAGGGGCAAGCUCGGGAGGGAGCUGCAGGGGUGGCACGCGGCCCGGGCCUCGGCCGCCCGCGACAUGGUGCUGCCGUGGAAGGACGCGUUCGGGCCGGCGGCGUGGGGGGAGUUCGUCGGCGGCCACGUCGUGCCGUACCUGAGACGGGGCCUGCGGGCGGUGCGCGUCACGCCGCCGGAGCAGGACGACGGCGGGUUCCGUGGGAUGAUGAGGUGGGCGCCGUCCGUGGUGUCGGCGUCGGACAUGGCGCGGCUCCUGGAGGAGGAGGAGUUCUUCGGCAAGUGGCAAGACGCGCUGUGCCGGUGGCUGUGGGCAGCGAGACCCACCGUGGCGGAGGCCAUGGCGUGGCACGAAGGGUGGAAGCGGUUCUUGACGCCGGAGCUGCUCGCCGACGAGCGCGUGCGUGUGCCCAUCGAGGCCGGCCUCGAAAAGAUUAGCCGCGCAGCGCAAGGAUACAAGCUCAAUGUCUUCAGGUUCUCCAGCAUGGAAUGA